UUAACAGGCGGAGCUACAGAGAAAGGAAGAGAUGCGGGUGAGAGCCAGUGAAGAGGAAGAACAAAUAACCAAAUGACAGGAAACCACAAGGUCUGUCUGAGACCCAAAUCUGACACGCAACUGGAGAAAUAAGCACACGCACUGAAGGCGGACACUGGAAUUAAUCCAAGGGUUAAUUUUAUCUGUAUCCUCAUAUCAGAGGAAAAUCGUCCGCGCCCGCCCCCAGUGACCCACAGAGGACACAGUUAUUUGGCAGAUGGAGAAGCAGGCCGGAACUGCCGGGGCGCCGGAGGGAGCAGGGCCGAACAGAAAGCACUGGGGCUCAGCGACCUGCGGACAAACCGCCGGUGAUACCCUGGACAGUCCAACAGGUUCUCAUGUAGAAUGGUGUAAACAGCUGAUAGCAGCCACCAUCUCCAGUCAGAUCUCAGGAUCAGUCCCACCUGACAUCGUGAACAGGGAUAACAAGGUGUCCAAGAGGCUGAAUCCCAGGCAGGAUUUACAUGAUGACGGGCUUUGUUACCAUGGAGAAAAUGAUUCUGAUCAUUCUUCUAAUGCUUUGAACCUUCCAGCUCUGAGAUACGGAGCACAAGGCAGAAUGUUCCAGAACCAGGUUCCCCUGCUGCCAGGAGAGACCGUCCACACCACAGUCAAGGAUGUGAUGUAUAUCUGUCCAUUCAGUGGUCUGGUCAGUGGGACUCUGACUAUCACAGACUACAAGCUCUACUUCACCAGUGUGGAAAGGGACUCUCCAUUCAUUCUUGAUGUGAACCUGGGAGCCAUUAGCAGACUGGAAACCAUCAGUGUUCCCACCCAAGGAGAGAACACCAAAGGACUUGAGCUGGUCUGCAAGGACAUGAGGAGUCCCAGGUUUACCUAUAAGACAGACGAGAGCCAUCCAGAUGUGGUGGAGGCACUGGCCAAACAUACCUUCCCACUCUCCCACAACCUGCCUCUGUUCGCCUUUCUGUACAAGGAGCAGUUUCCUGUGGACGGCUGGAAGGUGUACGACCCAACAGCAGAGUACAGGCGUCAGGGUCUCCCUAAUGAGAGCUGGAUCAUCAGUAAGAUUAACAGCACCUAUGACCUGUGUGACACCUAUCCCUCCAUCCUGGUCAUCCCCACCAACAUCACAGACGAGGACAUCAAACGAGUGGCUGUGUUCAGAGCCAAGCACCGCAUACCAGUCUUGUCCUGGAUCCACCCAGAGUCUCAAGCCACCAUUGUGCGCUGCAGCCAGCCCUUAGUUGGACCUUCAGAUCGUCGUUGUAAAGAGGACGAGCGCUUCCUCCAAAUUAUCAUGGAUGCCAACGCCCAGUCUCACAAGCUCACCAUCUUUGAUGCCCGGCAGAGUAGUGUGGCAGUCACCAACAAGGCAAAGGAUGGAGGGUACGAGAGUGAAAGUUUCUAUCCUAAUGUGGAGCUGAAUUUCCUGGAAAUCCCCAAUAUCCAUGUGAUGAGGGAGUCACUGAGAAAGAUGAAGGAUGUGGUUUAUCCCACCAUAGAUGAAGCCCACUGGCACUCUGCUAUCGACCAGACACACUGGCUGGAGUACAUACGUCUGUUAUUAGCAGGAGCAGCAAAAAUAGCAGAUAAGCUGGAGUCUGGGAAGACAUCAGUGGUGGUUCACUGUAGUGACGGCUGGGACAGAACCACUCAGCUCACUUCUCUGGCCAUGCUGAUGCUGGACAGCUACUACCGCACACUCAGAGGAUUCCAGGUUCUGGUGGAGAAGGAGUGGAUUAGUUUUGGACACAAGUUUGCUGCACGGGUGGGUCAUGGCGAUGAGAACCAUGCUAACUCGGAGCGCUCCCCUCUCUUCGUCCAGUUCGUUGACUGCGUUUGGCAGAUGACUCGACAGUUCCCAGCAGCCUUUGAGUUCAAUGAGUUGUUCCUGAUCACGGUGCUGGACCACCUGUACAGCUGCCUGUUUGGUACAUUCUUGUUUAACAGUGAAGCAGAGAGGGCAGAUAAGGAGGUGCACACCAAGACUGUGUCCCUGUGGUCCUACAUUAACAGCCAGCCUGAGGACUUCACCAACCCCUUCUAUGUGGACUAUAAGCACCAUGUUCUGUAUCCACUGGUUUCCUCCAGACACCUAGAACUUUGGACCAGCUACUAUGUCCGCUGGAACCCACGGAUGAGACCACAGGUGCCUGUGCACCAGACUCUGAAGGAGCUUCUGAUCCUGAGAGCAGAGCUGCAAAGGAGGGUGGAGGAGCUGCAAAAAGAGACCUCCUCCCAUUCGCUGUCAUCCUCUUCCUCCCACUCCCCCUCCCCCACACACACCACAGGAACCCCACUGCACACAGCUGUUUGACAGACAGACACACAGACACACACACACACACACACACACACACACACACAUCACAUCACACACACAUCAGAAACACCUCUACAUAUCACUGUUUGCUACUCACAUACAUCUAAAUGCAUGUUUUAGGUCAGUUACUACAAAGCUUGAGGAUAACAGUGUUUACAACAUGACAGAUUCUUACAUUUAUAUUAACAUUAUUACAUUUCUGAAAAUACAUUUUUAGACAAGUAAAAUCAUCUCCUCAAGUCGAAGGUUGUUUUUUAGCAUUUUAAGUAUUAAAAACUAGCCUGACAUCAUCAUCAGUGACUUACCUUCUCUAUUUAUAUCUUUUAAAUGUUCCCCUAGUUCAGAACAGCGAGGUGUCCCUGUACUGUGGGAAUAUUUUAUCAUUCAAUUCAGACUUGACUUUCAGCUCAGUAAAGGAGCCAUCUGUUUUAUCUGCAAGUGUUUUUAUUUUUGUAUGAAGAAAUGUUACAUUAUAUCUCAGGGCUCUGUUAUUCACUGCAGAAGGGACUUAUCUUCAGUAUUUAAAUACAGUGACUGCAUGCUCCCUUACACUUCUCUGCUUGUUCACUGUUUGAGUGAGCUAUGAGCUACACAUUAGUUAAGUUUUAUGGGAAGACAGAGUUCUGCUUUUCCUGUUCCAUCAACAGCCAACAGAAACUUUAACAUUAUUAAAGUGAGGAGAAAAAAUAUAUAAAGCUUUAAAAAAAUCAAUUUCAACUUUUCAACUUUCUUCACUUUCAAUUUUUGUUUCCCAGCCUCAGUAUGUGGUUCAUACCACUUUCCAGGUCCCUCCCCUUUGUAAAGGCAUUGCAAUCCCUUCACCUACUUCCCUAUUUGCAAACACUGCCAUUUGUGUGACAUGGAACAGGAACUGAUCCCAGCUGUCUGUAUUGUUGGAUACCUAAACACUGCCUUACUGUACGUUUUCCUUUAUUUCUCUAUAAAUCAUUUUCGUUUUGUUUACACUGCCUUUUUAUGUGUCAGUAAUAUCACUGGUCUCAUAUUACCAAGUGUGAUUUGUUUUUCUGUAAUUGCCAACCACUUUGUUCUGUCCUUUUUUUCAGUGUAACCUAUAAAUCAUACUGUGUACUUGUGAAAGCUGAAGUGUGAAUCUUGUCAUCUAAAUAAUGUUUAAUUAUGUAAAGUUAAACACAAAGCCCCCUAAUGACUCACAGUCACUUCUGACAUUCCAUUGUAAAAGUAAAAACCAAACAAUCCAAAA
Messenger RNA from Lates calcarifer (barramundi perch), 3548 nucleotides. It is a transcript of the gene mtmr1a, whose product is annotated as myotubularin related protein 1a. Gene Ontology annotation, molecular function: phosphatidylinositol-3,5-bisphosphate 3-phosphatase activity. The transcript has 19 exons. Bases 257 to 2320 code for a protein of 687 amino acids. The record is from RefSeq and is a predicted model, not a curated record. NCBI's taxonomy places the organism in Eukaryota, Metazoa, Chordata, Actinopteri, Centropomidae. Gene Ontology annotation, biological process: dephosphorylation.